AUGGAGAAGCCAGAACUAAACUCGAUGACAAUCGGCGCUCUACCGCCAGAAAUUCUUAUCGACAUCCUUUCGAGACUGCCCGUCAAUUCAAUUUGUUCCAUGAGAUGUGUAUCUAAGGCCUUUUUAAAGACGGUUGACGACCCCUCUCUUGCAACAAUGCACAUGCGGCGUCGUUUUCUAACUACUUGUUCUACUACUACCACUGAAGUUCCUCGACUUGUUGUUCUUGAUGAGUCUCCAUUUGAUCAACAUGACGCGUUGCAUCCAUUGAAAUACAACGGCAAAAAAUUAUUGACAAAGAGCAAACAUGCAAUUGUUUCCUAUUUCGGAUCCAGACGGCGUUUCUAUUCUGCUGCUUUUGUUUUCUGCAACUUGUUUGGCUUUACUGGUCAUAAUCCUGAGCAUGGAAGGUCAUGCUUUAGGGGUCUUAAUCUGGAGCAUGCGAGGUCAUGCUUGUUGGUGAAUCCUUUCAGGGGAGAAGUUCUAAUUCUCCCAUCAGCGAGUGACGUCCAAGUUCCAUCUAAUAGUCCCAGCGAUGUUGAUUGGUAUGGCAUGGGAUUUGAUAAUAUAACAUGUAGCUUCAAGAUUGUUCGUGUUUCCACCAAUAGAAAAGAUUACUUGGAGGCCGAAGUUCUUGUAUUGGGGACAAGCUCAUGGCGGAAAUUACCUACAGUUCCUCCUUGCAUUCCAACCUGCAAGUCCGCAUAUGCACAUGGAGACAUGCAUUGGUUGGUUCAUGGAGAUGACGGAUCAUCCGUACGUAUACUUUCUUUUGACUUUUAG
Prunus persica (peach) is the source of this 783-nucleotide messenger RNA. RefSeq names its product F-box/kelch-repeat protein At3g06240. The transcript has a single exon. The record is from RefSeq and is a predicted model, not a curated record. Lineage: Eukaryota; Viridiplantae; Streptophyta; Magnoliopsida; Rosales; Rosaceae. Gene Ontology annotation, molecular function: protein binding. The coding region runs from base 1 to 783 and encodes 260 amino acids.